GUGGACAGCGUCAUGGGACAGUAGACUAUAGGCAAGUGGCACCGAACAGUAUGGCGGGACAGCAACCAAGUUGCACGAGACAGUAGGAUCCUAAAGGCAGUGGUCAUCUUGUAACAUUCUAGCCUACACUCAUGGCGUGUGGAGGAGAACUUUCCAGUUCAACUAAACGCAAUGUUGAACACCAACGUGAUAAUUUGAGUGAAGAUCCAGAGUCAGUUACAUCACAUCAGAGCAUGGAGGGGAUUCAGGUGGAUUUGCAUGAGAAAGAUUUGUGGACCAGAUUUCAUGCUGUCACAACAGAAAUGAUCAUUACUAAAGCAGGACGACGAAUGUUUCCCAGCUAUAAAAUUAGGGUGACUGGCCUAAACCCAAGGGCAAAGUAUAUCCUUUUGAUAGAUAUCAUACCAAUGGACAGCCAUCGCUACAAAUUUGCAGACAAUAAAUGGUCCGUGAGUGGUAAAGCAGAGCCGGCCAUCUUGGGCAGGCUGUACGUGCACCCCGACUCUCCCGCCUCCGGAGCACACUGGACCAGACAGCUGGUGUCCUUCCACAAACUCAAGCUCACCAACAACCACCUGGACCCUUUUGGACAUAUAAUUUUAAAUUCCAUGCAUAAGUAUCAACCUCGCCUUCACAUCAUCAAAGCGGAUGAGAGGGGUGGAUUUGGAGCAUCAAACACGGCUCUCUACACCCACUCUUUCCCAGAGACAGCCUUCAUUGCUGUGACAUCCUACCAAAACCAUGCAAUCACCCAACUAAAAAUUGAAAACAACCCCUUUGCCAAAGGCUUCCGUGGCAAUGAUGACCUGGAGCUGCAUCGCUUAUCCCACAAAUCAAGUAAGGAGUAUGUACCAGUACCACAAAACAUCACCAGGCCAAGACCUCCAAAUCUGUGUCCUCACUCUGAACCCAACCUGGUUGGCCGAGACGCCACAGAAAAAGGACAAGAAGAUGCACUUCACUCUGUGUCUGCAGCUGAGCAUCCAUGUUUGACAGACACCGAUAUGAGUGUUGGCACCGCUGCAUUCCUUCAUCAUCAACAACAACAGCAGGAGGAGCAUGAUAGACUCUGUCACUUCCCCCGGGCCACUUUCACUUCAGUAAAUAAUAACCAUCUCUACUGCCCAGGGCCAGCCUCUCUGCAGCCUUGCAUGUUCGCCAGUUCACAUGGGGACAGUGUGGAGACUGACUGGUCUUUCUAUCCCCAACAGAGAUUCUCCACUGGCCAGCAAGGUAGUGGGAACCUCAGCUACAGAUCAGACUCUCUAGACCUCUAA
Messenger RNA from Alosa alosa (allis shad), 1277 nucleotides. RefSeq names its product T-box transcription factor TBX5-like. The coding region runs from base 132 to 1277 and encodes 381 amino acids. Lineage: Eukaryota; Metazoa; Chordata; Actinopteri; Clupeiformes; Clupeidae. The transcript is spliced from 9 exons. Gene Ontology annotation, biological process: cardiac left ventricle formation; pattern specification process; positive regulation of DNA-templated transcription. Gene Ontology annotation, molecular function: DNA-binding transcription factor activity, RNA polymerase II-specific; RNA polymerase II cis-regulatory region sequence-specific DNA binding. The record is from RefSeq and is a predicted model, not a curated record. Gene Ontology annotation, cellular component: nucleus.